CAGGCUCCCUUUGUGGCAGGCCAGAUGGAUUACUGCAUGGACAACCCAGCCAUCUUUUUGCCAGUCCUGGUUGGUUUCAACCCUGUGAACAUGGCCAGACCCCUCGAAGAAGCUCUUCCCCUCCAUCAUCAGCAUCAUGUGGCCACUGCUUUUCUUCGAAUAUGAAGGGAACUUCAUCCAGAGGCUCCAGCAUGAGCUAAGCACCAAGUGGGUGCUGAAUACUGUGAACACAGGGGCCCAUGUGCUUCUUGGGAAGAUUCUCCAAAACCACAUGUUGGACCUCUGCAUUCGCAACUCCAAGUUCUUCUGGCGGGCGCUGGCCAUGCUGCAGCGGUUCUCUGGACAGCCCAAGGCUCGAUGCAUCGAGACCCUCCUCCAGGUGAUCCACUUCCCCCAGCCACUGUCGGAUGACAUUUGGACUGCUCCCAUCUCCUUCCACAUCCAGGUUGCACACGAGAAGGAAGAGGUAUCCCACCGGCAGCUAACAUUCAUUGAGUCCUUUCAGCGUAUCAGGAAUUUUGCUUGA
Molecule: messenger RNA, 526 nt
Organism: Mirounga angustirostris (Northern elephant seal)
Lineage: Eukaryota; Metazoa; Chordata; Mammalia; Carnivora; Phocidae
Gene: GCKR
Product: glucokinase regulator
Exons: 4
Coding region: 137-526 (129 amino acids)
Biological process (GO): glucose homeostasis; response to fructose; negative regulation of glucokinase activity
Cellular component (GO): nucleoplasm; cytosol
Molecular function (GO): carbohydrate binding; enzyme inhibitor activity; fructose-6-phosphate binding
Source: RefSeq, a predicted model, not a curated record